CCGUUCGUUUGCGGAAGUCGUUUUGGACUGCAUCGUCGUGAGAGGAAAAGUAUUGUGAGAAAACGUACACUUCAUUUUGCUUAAUAAAAAAUAAUCUGCGUAGCGACAACACCGUUUUGAAGUUUACUGCCCGUCGUUGUUUUGAUACCUGGAUCGUCAGAUAACGCUAUGUCCAAAACAUCGAGGGGGGACGCAAAGGACGAAUCUAAACAUCUGCCGAUAUAUCGCCACAAAGCCAAGCUGGUUGAGGCUGUCAAAGCUAGUACUUUUCUGGUAGUUACCGGAGAAACGGGCAGCGGGAAAACUACACAACUCCCGCAGUACCUGUAUGAAGCUGGUUUCUGUAAAAAUGGCAGGAUUGGUAUUACCCAGCCCCGCAGAGUGGCUGCCAUCACAGUGGCCCAGAGGGUCUCCCAGGAGAUGCAAUGCACUCUGGGUAGGGAGGUUGGCUACCAAGUCCGCUUUGAUGACUGCACGUCACAGGACACAGUGGUAAAAUACAUGACUGAUGGAUGUUUGCUCCGAGAGAUCCUGGCAGACCCUGGACUUUCCCAGUACAGCGUUGUAAUAUUGGAUGAAGUUCAUGAGCGCAGCCUCAACACAGACAUUCUCCUGGGUUUAUUAAAGAAAAUAUUCUCUAAAGCAACAAAGAGCCGAUCUUUCCCUGUAAGGGUGGUGGUGAUGUCUGCCACCUUAGAAACCGACAAGCUUUCAGCCUUUCUUGACAACUGUCCCGUAUUUACUAUACCUGGGAGGAUGUUUCCUGUGACUUGCACUUUUGGCUCAGCGGUGGGACCUAAGGACACAGAAAGUACUGCUUAUGUGAAAGAGGUUGUGAAAAUGGUGCUUGAGGUGCACACUAGUGAAAUGGCUGGGGAUAUCCUGGUGUUUUUAACUGGUCAGACAGAGAUUGAGCGCGCCUGUGACUUGCUGUUUGAAAAAGCAGAGUCUAUAGACUAUCGCUAUGAUGUACAGGACCAGACAGUGGAUGGCCUUCUUAUUUUGCCCCUUUACGGAUCCAUGCCAACUGAUCAACAGAGGCAGAUCUUUCAGCCAUCACCUCCAGGAAUAAGAAAAUGCGUAGUGGCUACUAACAUUGCAGCCACAUCUCUCACCAUUAACGGCAUAAUCUACAUCAUAGACAGUGGCUUUGUGAAGCAACUCAACCACAAUUCAAGAGUGGGAAUGGAUGUCUUGGAAGUGGUGCCUAUUUCAAAGAGCGAGGCACAGCAGAGAGCAGGCCGAGCUGGAAGAACCUCAGCUGGUAAAUGCUUUCGAAUCUAUACAGAGGAGUUCUGGCAGAAGUGCAUGCCUGAAUAUACCAUUCCAGAGAUCCAGAGGACAAGUCUCACAGCAGUGGUACUAACACUCAAGUGCCUGGGUGUUCAUGAUGUCAUUAGGUUUCCCUAUCUGGAUUCCCCAGAGGAGAGGUUUAUUCUAGAAGCAUUAAAGCAGCUUUAUCAGUUUGAUGCUAUUGACAGGAGAGGAAGAGUGACUCAGCUUGGGAAGCUGAUGGUGGAGUUUCCCCUGCACCCGGGCCUCACCAGGGCUUUGCUCAAAGCCGCCUCGCUCGGUUGCGAAGAUAUGUUGCUCUCUGUAGCUGCCAUGUUGUCUGUGGAGAACAUCUUUAUUAGGCCAGGGCAUCCUGAGAAGCAGAAAGAAGCAGAUAAAAAGCACAGAGCGCUAGCUGCUAAGUGUGGUGGCACGAAUGAUUUUGCCACGCUGUUAACUGUGUUUCAGGCAUGUAAAUCCAGUGACAGACCCUCAGCAUGGUGUAAAGAGAACUGGAUCCACUGGAGGGCGCUAAAGUCUGCCUUCAGUGUGGAGACUCAGCUGCGAGAGAUCCUCCUCCGCCUGCAACAGAUGCGAGAUUUUCCUGUAGAAACAUUUGAUGGAAAUAAGAAUGAGCUCUUCAGACGAUGCCUGUGCACAGGAUACUUCACCAAUGUUGCCAGAAGGUCUGUGGGAAAAGUGUUUUGUACAAUGGAUGGUCAUGGAUCCAUGGUUAACAUCCAUCCAUCAUCUUCUCUGUUUGACCAGGAUGCAGAGCUAAACUGGAUCAUAUUUCAUGAUGUGCUGGUGACUUCCCGGGUGUACAUCAGGACAGUGUGUCCAAUUCGAUAUGAGUGGGUGAAGGACCUAUUACCUAAACUCCAUGAGGUGGACGUGUAUGAAUUGAGCAGUGUGGCGAGAGAAGAAGUAACUGAUGAGGAGAUGACAAAAUGGGAGAUGAGGGAAGCAGCUAAAAGACUUCCAGAGGUUUCUACUGAGGACGUAAUAAAAAAGAUGGAGAAGCGCAACAAUGAAGCCACUGUCAGCGAUGCGCGUGCUCGAUAUCUGCAACGAAAACAGCAAAGACAACAAAAUAAAGCUCUUUGAUCAUUUGCUACUGUCAUACGUGUAUCGGAAAUGGGUAUUUUAUACAACAGUUUUUAGUAAUAAACGUUUUAUCACAUUU
Molecule: messenger RNA, 2458 nt
Organism: Betta splendens (Siamese fighting fish)
Lineage: Eukaryota; Metazoa; Chordata; Actinopteri; Anabantiformes; Osphronemidae
Gene: dhx40
Product: DEAH (Asp-Glu-Ala-His) box polypeptide 40
Exons: 17
Coding region: 169-2379 (736 amino acids)
Cellular component (GO): intracellular anatomical structure
Molecular function (GO): ATP binding; RNA binding
Source: RefSeq, a predicted model, not a curated record